CAGAAAUGACGUGUUAACCUCAAAAUCAAAUCUCAAAAAAAUACGCUAAAAUAACGUGUUUAACUUGUUAAUUUACUAAAAUCAAUAUCUCUUCCAAUGGCGAACACAGCAAACCCCCAACUAACCGAAGACGAAUUAUUCUGCGACGCUGAAACCGACCAAGAAAUCUUCCUCGACGAGCUCAAACUGGACGAAAACAACGAUGAUUACGACGAAGAAUACGACGAAUACGAAUACGAUUCCGAUCCCUACGAAGACGAGAACUAUUCGCGCAGCUCCAACCCGCAGCAAAUCUCGAAAAAAGCCCUCAAUUGCCAACCUACGGAAAACCUCUACAAAAAAUACUCCAACAGAAUCAACGUGGAAAAAUACGACGUACAUUCCCUACCCCACAACACCACCAACCUACUCGUAGAGAAUCAAAAACGAACCGACAACGAACGAAUCCGCAAUAAAGACAAACAAGACCGAGCCACCGCCGAGCAAGUAAUGGACCCCAGAACUCGAAUGAUCCUCUUCAAAUUGCUCAAUCGCAACGCCAUUAGCGACAUAAACGGCUGCAUUUCCACCGGGAAAGAGGCCAACGUGUAUCACGCAUCGACCGACGACGGACGACACUACGCAGUGAAAAUCUUCAAAACUUCAAUUUUGGUGUUCAAAGACAGGGAUAAAUACGUGACGGGCGAGUUCCGGUUCAGGCGGGGCUACUGUAGAAGAAAUCCGAGGAAAAUGGUCCGUACGUGGGCCGAGAAGGAGAUGAGGAAUUUGGUUAGGAUGCAUUCGAACGGUUUAAAUGUGCCCGAACCGAUUGUAUUGAGAUCGCACGUGCUGGUUAUGGGUUUCAUUGGGAAGGACGGCUGGCCGGCUCCCAAACUCAAAGACGUCGAACUGAGCCAAUCCAGAGCGAGAGAACUCUACAGAGACAUCAUCGUGAUAAUGUGGAAAAUUUACAACAAGUGCAAACUCGUCCACGCCGAUCUCUCCGAAUUUAAUAUGCUCUAUCAAAACGGACAGGUUUUCGUUAUAGACGUGUCGCAAUCGGUCGAGCACGAUCAUCCGCACGCUUUGGAAUUUUUGAGGAAAGAUUGUACGAAUGUAACCGAUUUUUUUAGAAAAAAAGAAGUGGCUACAUUGACUGUGAAACAGCUCUUUGAUUUUAUUACCGAUCCGAGUAUAACCGAUGAUAAUAUGGACGAUUGUUUGGAUGCUUUAUCUAAUAAGGCGGCCGAACGAGAUUGUUUGACUUCCAGUGAACAGGUCGAAGAAGAAGUGUUCAAACAAGCCUACAUACCGAAACGAUUAACCGAAGUGAUAGACUUCGAACGGGACAUUAACCAAGCGAAGGCCGGAAUUUUAGACAAUUUGGUCUACAAAACCUUGGUAGGCUUGAAAUCCGAUUUGAGCGGUACAGUAGACACUCCCGAAAUUUUAAAUAAAACCGAUACGGACGAAGAUGAAGCCUCUUCUUCUGAUGGAGAAUCGGAAGAAGUCGAAGACGAGCGGAGCAAAUUCAAAGAUUGUUCGAGACCCAAAGAGGAAUCGUUGGAGGAGAAAAAGAUGAGGAAGAAAGCGGUGAAAGAUGCACAAGCGGAGAAGAGGAAAGCGAAAGUUAAAAAGCACGUGAAGAAGAGGAAAGAAAAAAUUUCGAAAAAAUAAAAUUGUAAUUAUUUUCGUUGUUAAAAAAAUGUUGAAAUAACUACACCGUGUUCCAUGUGGAAUUCGGUCAUUAAAACUGUUUUCAAUCAUUUAGAACUGUCUAGAAUCAUUUGGAAACUAUCCAGAAACUUUUGAAACUGUCUAGGAUAAACUAGGAAAGUUCAGAACUAUUUAGAACUGUCCGGAACUAUUGAUCCUCGUUGUUUAAUAAACCUG
This is a messenger RNA of Phyllotreta striolata, 1872 nucleotides long. The record is from the annotation of a GenBank genome assembly. NCBI's taxonomy places the organism in Eukaryota, Metazoa, Arthropoda, Insecta, Coleoptera, Chrysomelidae.